GCUACAGAUCAUACGACGUGAGCUGUCAGCUGUAAUAAUUUUUUGUUUCUUUGUGUUUAUUACGCCUAAAAAUGUUAUGAUCGUUACAAAUAAGUGACUAUGGGUGCGAAAGAUUCAAAACCAAGUUUUAUAUCUUACGAAGAUGCGGCUAAACGAGUGUCUGAUAAUGAAUUGAGGCGUAUACGUGAAGCAUUUAAGAGAUGUGCGGGAGCAAACGGCUCAACCCUGAGCCUGGAAGCAUUUGUCCAUGAAGUGUUGUGCGAUGGAGUUCCGUAUGAAGUUGCAGAGUGGUUGUACCAGGCUUGUGGAGGUACCAAACGCGGUAUUACAUUCAAGGACUUGCUCUGUGGUGUUGUUGUCCUAACUAAAGGAAACAUCGAAGAAAAGAUAAAGUUCCUCUGGACACUAUAUGUGAAUAAUCAAAGUGAAAAUGGCACAUACAUUUACAAAAAGGACUUUGCUAAAGCCCUGCACUUGGAAAACUCAUCCCUUCCAGUAACAGAAGCACAUCGCACAGUGGAAAUUCUCACAAGCCUGUUUGGCAGUGGAGAAAAAGUCACAUUUGAUCAGUUUCGUUCCUGGCUACUUAUUCACAAAGACGCCACAGUGCUAUCAAAGUGGCUCCUGUAUGAUAGGAGCCAUGUAGUUCAAGACUUGGAGACACCAACAUUUUAUCAAAGUCUAGCUGGUGUUACUCAUCUGGAGGAAAGGGAUAUAAUAGAGCUAGAGAAAUGUUUCUGGUCGCUCCGCAACUCGGCGCCGACGGGCGAGCUGGACGCGAGCAGCCUUCGCGCGCUGCUAUCGCCGCCUCUGCCGCGUGCCGCCUUCGAGGGCACCUUCUUGGCCUUCGACGAGAAUCGCGACGGUCACGUCGACUUCAAGGAACUGUGCUGCGGCCUCAGCGCCGCCUGCCGGGGACCAACCACAGAGCGGCUCAAGUUUCUUUUCAAGAUAUUUGACUUGGACAGAGAUGGGAUUCUGAACAAGAAGGAAUUGCACGAUAUGGUAGAAAUCUUGUGCACAGUUGCUAACGAGGCCUUAAAGAAUCAGGGUUCGCGUUCCUCAACACCGUCAGAUGGAGAAUCCGAAAGCGAGAAGGGCUUCGAUCCUGUGACGAUUUUGCUAAACCUUAGAGACAAGUUGGUCGUAGUGCCCAACGAGGGUAGGAAACCUGUAUUUCACCUCGGACCCACUAAUGGUGAAGAUAUAGUAAACGUAGAAGAGCAAGCGCUUCGCGCCGAAGAGUUCUUAAUAUGGGCGGUAGAGAGCGCAGAGGCGCUGGUGACGCCCUUCCUCGAGCUGCUGUUCGACGUGUGUCACGUGGUGCUGGGCCUGCGCCCGCAGUGCCGCCAUCGCGAACGAGACGUCGUACUGAGCUGGUUGCGGCGCGAGACGUGCCGCGGGCUGGCCGUGGGGCAGUUCUGGUACCUCGUGGCGGCCGACUGGUGGGGCGCCUGGCUGCACCACGCGUCCGCGCCGCCGCACGCCUGCUGCCGCCCGCCGCGCCUCGACGACCUCGUGUGCGACGACAGCUUCACCACCAACUCCACCGAGUCGAUGGGGUCGCUGCUGUGGCGCGCGGAGAGCGCGUCGCUGGGCAGCGCGGGCGGCAGCAGCGGCGUGAGCGCGGGCGGCGCGCCGCGGGCGCCGCCGCACCCGGGGCCCGUGGACAACUCGCGCCUGCUGGAGCCCGGCGCCGCCGCGCCCGGCGCGCGCACGCUGACCGGCGAGGGCGGCCACCUGCGGCGCGACGCCACGCUGGCGCAGCACCGCGACUUCGAGCUCGUGCCCGACGCGCUGUGGCGCGCGCUGGCGCUGUGGUACGGCGCGCCCGACCCGCUGCCGCGCCAGGUCAUCCGCCCGCCCGGCGCCGACGUCGAGCUCGAGCUCUACCCGCUGCAGCUGCACAUCUACCGCCACGUGCCUAGCGCGCACAGUGACGCGCUGUACGCGCCGGCGCCGCCCGAGCGACAGCUCGCCUACACGGCCGCGUUCUCGCGCCUCGCCACCGUCAAGCAGGUGACGGAGUUCCUGUGCGGCGCGCUAGGGCUGGCACGCGAGGACGUGCGGCUGUGGGCGCUGGGCGCGAGUGCGAUGGGCGGCGCGGGCGGCGGCGCGCUACUGCUCAACGACGAGCGGCCGACCCUGCUGGCGCUGUGCCUGCCCGAGCGCGCGCGCCUGCUGCUCGAGCUGCGCAACCCCGACCUCACCUGGCCCGAGGAGAUCGGCGCGCUCGGGGCGAGCGCGGCGGGCGCGUGCGGCGCGGCGCGCUGGGCGGAGCGCCGCGAGACGCUGACGGCGCCGCAGAUGGCGGGCGCCACGGGCCUGCACAACCUCGGCAACACCUGCUACAUGAACGCGGCGCUGCAGAGCGUGUGGAACACGAGCACGCUCACACAAUACUUCAACUGCGGCAUGCACCUGUACGAAGUGAACACAACCAACCCGCUCGGGACCAAAGGCAUGCUCGCCAUACGCUUUGGCGAGCUUUGCAAAGAGGUGUGGUCGAGCAGCGCGCGCUCGGUGGCGCCGCUGCGCGUGCGCUGGUGCGUGUCGCGGCACGCGCGCGCGCUGGCGGGCGGCGGCCAGCACGACGCGCAGGAGCUGCUGGCGUGGCUGCUGGACGCGCUGCACGAGGACCUCAACCGCGCGCCGCCGCCCGCGCCGCGCGCGCCCGCCGCGCCGCCCGACGGCGACGACCGCCCCGACGACCGCCCCGACCAGGUACUAGCGGCAGAGGCGUGGGCCGCGUUUACGGAGCGCAACCAGUCCAUCAUGACGGAGCUGUUCUACGGGCAGCUGAAGUCCAAGGUGCGCUGCAGCGCCUGCGGCCUCGAGUCGCGCCGCUUUGACACCUUCAACAUGCUCAGCUUGCCGUUGCCCAUGGAGAGCUACGUGCGCGCCACGGUCCGAGUGAUACUCCAAGAUGGAUCAGUGCCCGUUAAAUACGGCGUGCGGGUCAACUCAGAAGGAACCUAUUUAGACUUGAAGAAGAAUUUAUCUGAACUCUGUGGCUUAGCUCCAGAAUCCAUGCUGCUGGUGCAGCUGGCGGGCGCCCAGCUGGGCCGCGUGCUGGCGGACGGCGAGCGGCCGUCGGGCCUGGCAGCCGACCUCGUCGCUUACCAGCUGCCGCCGCGCGAUCCAGACCCAGACCUGCCCGACCACGACUUAGAACUGGAUCUCGACGAGACGGAUUCGGGAGUGACGGAGGGCUCGGUGGACGGCGCGGCGGGCAGCGACGCGGACGAGAUAGAAGUCGACGCGGAGGCCGAGGCGGAGGCCGAGGCGGCGGCGGGCCGCGGCGAGGUGAGUGUGGCGCAGCGCGCCUCCUCCUCGCUCUGCAUGCCCGCUCUCUUCUGCUUCAAGCGCUCCCGCUCCGAGGCGCUGCUGGCGCGCCACACGCUGCCGCGCGCGCGCGCCCCGCCCUCGCCCUCGCCCAGCGCGCGCUCGCUGGCGCCGCGCCGCGUGCCCUCGCCGCCCGCCCCGCCCGCCCCGCCCGCCCCGCCCGCCGCGGACGUGCACUACCUCGUCGCUGUGCACAGGAAGCAGGUGGGCGUGGACGCGUACUUCGUGCCGUGGCAGCGCGCGCGCGUGGCGCUGUUCGGCGUGCCGCUGCUGGUGCGCGCGGGCGCCGGCGCCAGCGGCCGCCAGCUGUACGCGCGCGUGUGGGCGCAGCUGGCGCGCCUGCUGUCGCCGCGCGCGCGCGCCUGCGCCGCCAACCACGCCACCGACUGCGACGACAGCCUGGGCUACGAGUUCCCGUUCACGCUGCGCGCGGUGAGCGGCGCGGCGGGCGCGCUGUGGUGCGCGCGCUGCGCCUGGCCGGCGCUGUGCCGCGGCUGCGCGCUGCCGUGCGACGACCGCCCGCUCGUCGCCGCUAACGGCACGAUGCGCGCACGACGACGCUCGAUGGGUGCGCGCUCGGCGGACGCGCCGGACUCCAACUCGCCCAUCGCGAAGGCCAAGCUCAACCGGCAAACCAGCUCGCGGCUCGACGAUAACGAUGUUAGUUAUACAUCUGGUCGCGGUACACUCCGACGACUAGAGCUCGAUGGUCGCGUUAUGUUGGCCGUCGACUGGGAUCCCACGGCGCUACAUUUGCGGUAUCAAGCCGCGAGAGAAAAGGCUUUUGUAGAGCACGGAUCGGUCGCGGCGAGCGCCGCAGCGGCCGCGCGUGCCGUAGACCUGGCCAGCUGCCUACGCGCCUUCACGCGCGAGGAGCGCCUGGAGCAGCGCUACCACUGCGCGCGCUGUCGCGCCAAGCAGCCCGCCACCAAGAAGCUGCAGAUCUGGCGCCUGCCGCCCGUGCUCAUUAUUCACUUGAAGCGGUUCCAGUACGUCAACAACAAGUGGAUAAAAUCACACAAAGUUGUCAACUUUCCAUUCCAAGACUUCGAUCCCACCCCGUACCUCGCCUCCGUUCCUCAGGAAACGAUACUCCGGCACAUGGAGCUGUCGAACAUGAACAAAAAACGGUCUUCCAUGUUUGUCGAUGUCGACGAGCGCAUAUCGGAGAGUGAUUCUGAUCAUUCUGACGAUGAGGCGAAGUCCGUUGAAAUGUCAAAUGACGUAUCGAGAAGUGAGCCAAGCGAUCGAAAUAGUCGAGAGUCCUUGGAGAUUAGGGAGAGAAAGAGGCUGGAGUCAACGAGUCUGACGCACACGCCAGUGCUUGACGACAACCUUGUCGAUUACCACCAGCACCGCCUCAAGCCCGAUCAGGAUCCCUUCGACCUGAAGUACCGCCUCUAUGCCGUCGUGUCGCACUCGGGCCAGCUGUCGGGCGGGCACUACGUGGCGUACGCUCGCAACCCGAGCGGCGCGUGGCUGUGCUACAACGACUCGUCGUGUCGCGAGCUGUCCGCGCGGCCGGCGCUGGACGCGGGCGCCGCCUACCUGCUGUUCUACGAGCGCCGCGGUCUGCACGCCGACGCCUACGUGCCGCGAGUGCCCGCGAACGCUCCACACCCGCCCCGCCCCGUCCCUCCCGACGACGACGACCUCGGCCGCGCCUGCGUGCUAGUCUAGGGUCUUCCGCACGCCUGCACGUACUCCAGCGUGUCUGUCUAGCGUCACUCGCAACGCGCUUGCCUGCAUGCUCGUCGAGUGUCUCGCGCACGAUCGUCAAACUCAUGCGUGUCCGUCGGGUUAGCGGAUCGAUUCAAAACGUUUGUCUUAGUAUCAUACAUCUAGGAUGAUAUAAAACGCGUAAUUUUACCGAUAUUACUCGUAUAUCUACGUACUGCAUUCGUUUAAUGUAAAAAUAUUACAAAUAUCGGUCGAAAUCGUGUAGUAAAAUUUGGAACGGCAGUCAAUUUUUAAAACUGCUCAGUAUCUAUUGGCGUUUGUAUAAUAAUUAUUUCCCCAUAUGUACUAUACCAGCUCCAUCACUACAAAUAUCAUGUUACGAUACUUUCGUAUCAAACAUAAACCCUAGACUACGAAGUUCUGAAAUAAUUCAAACUUGCAAUGAUUAAUAAAAUGAAUGUAUGUU
Melitaea cinxia (Glanville fritillary) is the source of this 5491-nucleotide messenger RNA. RefSeq names its product ubiquitin carboxyl-terminal hydrolase 32 (gene Usp32). NCBI's taxonomy places the organism in Eukaryota, Metazoa, Arthropoda, Insecta, Lepidoptera, Nymphalidae. Gene Ontology annotation, molecular function: calcium ion binding; cysteine-type deubiquitinase activity. Gene Ontology annotation, biological process: protein deubiquitination. Gene Ontology annotation, cellular component: Golgi apparatus. The transcript is spliced from 25 exons. The record is from RefSeq and is a predicted model, not a curated record. The coding region runs from base 100 to 5025 and encodes 1641 amino acids.